This is a messenger RNA of Pedinophyceae sp. YPF-701, 894 nucleotides long. NCBI's taxonomy places the organism in Eukaryota, Viridiplantae, Chlorophyta, Pedinophyceae. The record is from the annotation of a GenBank genome assembly.
AUGAGGAAGGCGGCCGGCUUGCUCGCCAAGGGACUGCUCCGCAGCGUUGGAGCAGCUGUGGAGACUCAGAGCGUUCGGUUUGGCCGCGGGAGUUAUGUUCGGAACGUGUGGGCCAUGAGUGCCGCGGCAGGGCGCGGGAGGCUGGCAACCCUUCCAGCCGCAUCACAUCUCGCGACAGUUGGCGUGCCGAGCCCCGCCGUGCAGCCGGGCAGCGGCGCGAGGUCCAUGUUCAUCCAGACACAGGAGACUCCGAACGAGAACUCGCUGAUGUUCAUGCCUGGCAAGACGGUGAUGGACAGUGGGGCAUAUGACUUCAGCAACGCCCGCGCUGCGAUGGUUUCGCCACUGGCGAUCAGGCUGUUUGCUGUGGAUGGGGUCAAGGGAGUCUUUUUCGGCAGCGACUUCAUCACAGUGAGCAAGACGGAGGACAUCCCGUGGUCGCUGAUGAAGCCGGAGGUGUUCGCAGCCAUCAUGGAGCACUACGCGAGUGGCGACCCGUUGUUCACGGACGAGACGGACGGCCACAUGGACACGCACAUCAACGACGACGACUCGGAGAUCGUGGCGAUGAUCAAGGAGCUCCUCGCGACGCGCAUCCGGCCGGCCAUCCAGGAGGACGGCGGCGACGUCGUCUUCCACGGCUUCGACGAGGAGAAGGGCGCCGUCAAGCUCGAGCUCGUCGGGGCGUGCCGCGGCUGCAGCUCGAGCAGCGUGACCCUCAAGGCAGGCAUCGAGAACAUGCUCACGCACUACAUCCCCGAGGUCAAGGAAAUCAUCCAGAUCCUCGACGAGGGCGAGGAAGAGGGUCUCGAGGCGUUCGAGCGUCUGGAGAAGAACCUCGAUGGCGAGAAGAAGCCAGAGACCUCGCCGCUGGAGAAGCAUCUCUCGUCGUGA